CUCAUUUUCACUUUCAUCAGGACUACUGUCGUCUUCCUUACCUUGGGUUUCCAACCCCAAAUAUUUUAAAGAAGAUAUUUUUAUAUAUAGCAGAGACAAAUGGAGGUCUAUGGUAAUGGUUUCUUGGAAGAAUUGCUAUCUUUGAGAUCAAGUGAUUCAGGAGAAGUAAGCUGUGUUACUCCUAUGGAAAUGAGCAUGAACAGUGAUACUUUCAAUUACAGCCCCAAUGUGUGGGCCCCUUCCUCUAUUGAGGAAAACACCAUUCUUGAUUGCAGUGGAGAAGACCAAAUUAUACCCAUCCCCCCUACUACUUCUCCUUUUGAUGGCUACAUAAACUGUUGGCCAUUUGACCAUCAAAUUCUCAUAAACAACCCUUCCUUCUUCAAUGAAGAGCUCUACACCCCACAGCUCACUGAGUUACCAGCCCCACCAUUUCAGUACAGUAACAAAGAGGAGAUCUUAUCCUCUUCUUCUUCUUCACUUGUCUUUGACCAUGAGGUAAAUUCCUUUCACCAUAUUCAGUGUAAAGUGGAGCCCACAGUUUAUAACCAUCAGUACAGCAGUGGGGGUGGGGGUGAGCUAUGGCAGAAUGGGAGUUUCAGCAUUGGGUCAUUUUCCCCUGAGGAUGAUAAAAAGCUCAAAAACAAGAAACUGGGUGGACAACCUUCCAAGAAUCUGAUGGCUGAGAGGAGGAGAAGGAAGAGGCUCAAUGACAGGCUCUCCAUGCUUAGAUCAAUUGUCCCCAAGAUUAGCAGGAUGGACAGAACAUCUAUACUUGGGGACACAAUUGAUUACAUGAAGGAGCUGCAAGAGAGAAUAAAGCAUUUGCAAGAAGAAAUGGAGUUGGGGCCAGAUCAGUUGAGGUUAAUGAGCAUCUUCAAUGAUGGGAAACCAGAUGAAAUUUCAGUCAAGAACUCCCCAAAGGUGGAUGUGGAAAGCAAAGAGAGUAGCUGUGAUACCAGAGUUGAGAUUAGCUGCUCAGCAAAGCCUGGCCUUCUGCUCUCAACAGUGACCACACUUGAGGCUUUAGGCCUAGAGAUUCAACAAUGUGUUGUUAGUUGUUUCAAUGAUUUUGCAAUGAGAGCUUCCUGCACUGAGGAAUUGAGGAAAAGUGAAGCUUUGAGCGCCGAAGAUGUAAAGCAAGCUUUGUUCAGAAAUGGUGAAUAUGGAGGGCGGCGUCUUCAUUAAUAAAAAAAGCAAGUUGAAAACUUUAAUUUGGAUGAUUUAUUAUGUUUCAGAUUAGGAUGUAUUUAGUAUUUACUGCUCGAAUUUAGUGUUUGCUUUUUAAUUAAUAAAAAAAGCAAGUUGAAAACUUGGCAAAUUUCUAAUUUUGUGUAUGUUUAAUCCUAUAUUUAGCACAUUUCUAAUUUUGUUUUGGUUUGAUUUGCUUAAAAUGUC
Cuscuta epithymum is the source of this 1398-nucleotide messenger RNA. NCBI's taxonomy places the organism in Eukaryota, Viridiplantae, Streptophyta, Magnoliopsida, Solanales, Convolvulaceae. The record is from the annotation of a GenBank genome assembly.